AUGCUGUCUCGAAGCCUCCGUCAGCUGAGCCAGCCCUCCGUGCGAUCUUUCGCCACCUCCGCCCGACUCCUCCAGAAGAAGGAUGUCCCCGAGGUCGGAGUCAACCUCGACAACGUCCCCGCCCAUGAGAUUGUCAGCGGAGCUCCUGCUGAGCUUUCUCGAAACCGAGUCGUUCGAAUCUACCAGCAGGCCAAGCCCGCCACUCAGAGCGGAGAGUACGGAACCUUUGCCUGGAGACUCGACUGGGACAUUGUCGACGUUGCUAACAGAUGGGAGAACGAUCUGAUCGGAUGGCAAUCUUCCGGCGACUACAUGCAGGCCACACAGAUGAAGUUCACCAGCAAGGAAUCUGCCAUCAAAUUCGCCAACAAGCAGGGCUGGGACUUUUACAUCCAGGAGCCUCACCACCGAAAGUUCCGUGUCAAGCAGUACGCCAACAACUUUGUCCACUCUUACGGCAAGCUCAAACACAUUCGAACCAAGUAA
This is a messenger RNA of Yarrowia lipolytica CLIB122, 486 nucleotides long. RefSeq lists its product as uncharacterized. The record is from RefSeq and is a predicted model, not a curated record. Gene Ontology annotation, biological process: electron transport chain. Lineage: Eukaryota; Fungi; Ascomycota; Dipodascomycetes; Dipodascales.